Molecule: messenger RNA, 945 nt
Organism: Diachasma alloeum
Lineage: Eukaryota; Metazoa; Arthropoda; Insecta; Hymenoptera; Braconidae
Gene: Trf
Product: TATA-box-binding protein
Exons: 4
Coding region: 96-821 (241 amino acids)
Biological process (GO): DNA-templated transcription initiation
Molecular function (GO): RNA polymerase II general transcription initiation factor activity; DNA binding
Source: RefSeq, a predicted model, not a curated record
UCAGAUAAACGAUGCACGAAGAGGCCGAUUUGUUGACAUCUCCAUGUGACAGGGUCUCGAAUCACUAGUUAAAUUAAGUAAAUAAAUAAAUAAAAAUGACAUCGAUAGUGAAGAGUGAUAACGAGCUGAAGAGGCUAUUGAACAGCCCGGCGAAGAGUGCCAGUGACGAUCACACAAUGGCUCCACCACUCUCUACAAAUGUGCCCAGACCGAGUACCUCCCAGGGAGGUAAUCCACAGGCUGGGAUGAACCCCAUGGCACCACCACCUCCAAAGAACGAGAAUAUUGAACCGGUCCUACAAAACGUAGUGUCAACAGUGAGUCUCGGCUGCCAGCUCCACCUGACGAAGAUAAACACCCGAACGAGAAAUUCCGAGUACAAUCCAGGCCGUUUCACAGGCCUGGUAAUGAGGAUAAGAAAUCCCCGUGCAACAGCCCUGAUAUUCCGUUCAGGAAAGAUCGUCUGCACAGGUGCCAGGAGUGAGGACGAUGCAUUCCUAGCGUCCAGAAAAUUCGCGAGGAUCAUUCAGAAGCUCGGCUUUCCAGUUAAAUUCAUGAAUUUCAAGGUCCAGAAUAUGGUGGCCACGUGUGACCUCAAAUUUCCGAUAAAACUCGAGAGUUUAAAUCACAUGCACGGACAGUUCUCCACGUAUGAGCCCGAACUUUAUCCAGGGCUGAUCUACAGGAUGGUCGCACCCAGAGUUGUGCUGCUCAUAUUUGUCAAUGGGAAGGUUGUUUUGACUGGUGCGAAAAAUAGGACUGAACUGCGCGAUGCUCUGACGAAUAUACACCCCAUUCUAAAGAGCUUUAGAAAACAAUAGCGCAAUUUAUUUUUGUACAUUUCAUUCACAUCAUGCAUUUAUUCGCAUAAAUGCCUUGUUCAUUCAUCUUAAAUUUAGGAGGUUAAGGACACAUUGUAAAAUAUUAUUUAUAUGAAAUAAAUAA